AUGGAUAUGGACAAUAGCAUGUCUGGAGGCCCUGGCCUCACGACUGCAGGUCUAGAUAUGUCGAAUUAUACCGUGGCCUCUGAUUUUCUGGCCGCGCUUCUCGAUGACACCGUUUUGCAACAGACCGAUUAUGCCAUCGCUCGGGCUUUUUGGUACGGCAUCGUUAUUGUCAUCGUGCUGGCGGGUAUGGUCAACUGGGGUCAAUGGGGUCUCCUGAAGUUGCGGUCGGUCACAGGAAAUAUCGCGUCGAUGAUGUACACUGCUGACUCCUAG
This is a messenger RNA of Penicillium cinerascens, 273 nucleotides long. RefSeq lists its product as uncharacterized. Lineage: Eukaryota; Fungi; Ascomycota; Eurotiomycetes; Eurotiales; Aspergillaceae. The transcript has a single exon. The coding region runs from base 1 to 273 and encodes 90 amino acids. The record is from RefSeq and is a predicted model, not a curated record.